Verticillium dahliae VdLs.17 is the source of this 1770-nucleotide messenger RNA. Its product is annotated as alpha-glucosides permease MPH2/3. The transcript is spliced from 2 exons. Gene Ontology annotation, biological process: carbohydrate transport; transmembrane transport. The record is from RefSeq and is a predicted model, not a curated record. Lineage: Eukaryota; Fungi; Ascomycota; Sordariomycetes; Glomerellales; Plectosphaerellaceae. Gene Ontology annotation, cellular component: membrane. Bases 1 to 1770 code for a protein of 589 amino acids. Gene Ontology annotation, molecular function: carbohydrate:proton symporter activity.
AUGGCCUCGUCUUCUCGAAGCCGGGAAUAUGGGGCACUCCCCCGACCUUCCGACUCAUCCUCGCGGCCCUCACUAGACCAGGACGAGCCCCAACACCCCCAUGAAGCUGUCGCCUUGCUAUCAGGCACAGCAUCGCCUGUUUCCGACGACGGCAGUCGCGGUAUUCUCGGUGGCAGGUCUCGCCACGAUCACCUUGAGGGCUCCGACGAUGGCCCUGACACAACGGAACGCCAAGCCCGCCAGGCCAUGGCGGCUGAGCAUGCUCUGACGCCGUGGCAGGCCAUCAAAAUGUAUCCCAUGGCUAUCUUCUGGAGUCUCAUGGUGUCCAUGUGUGUCAUUAUGGAAGGCUACGAUGCCAUCCUCAUCGGCAACUUCUUCGCCUACCCCGCCUUUGCGGAAAAAUACGGCCAAUACGUCGACGACAAGGGACAGCAUCAGCUCUCUGCGGUGUGGCAGGCUACUCUAGGCAACGCCAGUACAGUUGGUUGUUUCAUCGGCGUCACCAUCAACGGCUUCCUUGUCGAUCGGUACGGCCAGAAGCGCGUCAUCGUCGGCGCCCUCGGUGCCCUCUCGCUCUUCGUCUUCAUUACCUUCUUCGCCGAUAGAAUCAUGGUGCUCAUGUUCGGCCAGCUUCUCUGCGGUAUCCCGUGGGGUAUCUUCGCUUCGUCUGCGCCCGCUUAUGCGUCUGAAGUGCUGCCAAUGUGCUUGCGCGCAUACCUGACGUCCUGGACCAACAUGUGCUUCAUCAUUGGACAAUUGAUCGCAGCCGGUGUCCUGGCCACGCUCGUGUCGCGGACCGACGAGUGGGCGUAUCGUAUCCCCUUUGCUAUCCAGUGGGUGUGGCCGGCUUUUCUAAUUCCCAUCCUGGUCUUCGCCCCCGAAUCGCCCUGGCACCUCGUCCGCCAGGGACGUCUCAACGAAGCCGAAGAAUCCCUCCACCGGUUGCAGAAGAAGUCGGCAUCGCGAUCACACGUCAAGGCCAUCCUCGCAGGCAUCAUCCGCACGAACAAGCUCGAGAUGGAAAUCACCGCCGGCACUAGCUACUGGGACUGCUUCCGCGGGAUCGAGCGUCGUCGAACCGAAAUCGCCUGCUUCGCGUUUGCCGGCCAGGUCCUCUCUGGAUCUGCUUUCGCCUACAACUCGACCUAUUUCUUCCAGCAAGUCGGUGUCUCGACCGAGUGGACCUACAAGCUCAACAUUGGAGGCACGGCCAUGGCCCUCGUCGGCACAUUCGUCAAUUGGUUCGCCCUGAUGCCGUAUUACGGCCGCCGACAAAUCUACCUCCACGGCCUGUCGACCAUGUGCGGCGUCCUCCUGCUGAUCGGCGUCCUCAACAUGUGGACGUCGACAACGGCCGUCGGCAUCACCCAGGCGGUCCUCACCCUGCUCUGGACCUUCGUCUUCCAACUGUCCGUCGGCCAGCUCGGCUGGUCCAUCCCCUCCGAAGUGGGCUCCACGCGCCUGCGCCAGAAGACCAUCUGCCUCGCGCGCAACGCCUACUACGUCGUGCUCGUCAUGUCCAACGCCCUGCAGCCCUACUUUAUGAACCCGCGCCAGCUGAACCUCAAGGGCUACGCCGGCUUCUUCUGGGGGACCACCGCCGCGCUGACCUUUCUGUGGGCCUUCUUGCGGCUGCCGGAGACCAAGGGCCGGACGUACGAGGAGCUCGACUGGCUGUUUGCGCAGAAGACGCCCACGCGCGCGUUUGCCGGGAUGGAGGUCAAGGGGCUGGCUGGGGAGGACAGGCUGCAUUUGCCGCCGGUGCAUUGA